AUUUCCAGCGCGGUUGUUUCGGGCUCGUAACUAAGGCAGCUCUCUCGGCGUUUUGACACAGUGACAAUGUGCUCUUCAUCUGACGUAUUUUUCGGUGACGAUUUCAAUCACAAUCAGUGGAACAGCAAAUGCGAAGACACUUGUCAUACUGGUAUUGGUUAUUCUGGCAAUUCAGAGAAGGUAUGUACCGAACUAUUAUUAGGGUGUUCUGGUUUUUUUUUACUGGUGUUUAUCAUUACUCUACCGGUCUCAGCAAUAGUCGCCGCUUAACACAUUAGUCACUGUGACAAAAAUAAAUUGGCGCAGAUGUCGGUCUUACAGUAGGGUUAGCUGUUUGUUAUUGGAAAUCCAGUUGUGAAUGAAUACGUGUAUUUAUAUAUAAGUUAAUGUGUGAACGUAACUUGGUCGCUGACAGACUUUUAGCAUGUAUGUUCCAGAUGAAUCAGUGAGUACACACGAAAUCAGAAUCAAGGAUCCGUAGCUACUAGUCGAGUCAUGUAUCAUCUGAUUUUGCAACGUCAAGUGGGGACGUUGUAUAUCACAACUGAUAAUGGUACAGACGGAUUCAUUCGUUAUUUCCCAUUAGAUCUUGAUUUUCAGGAUUUCUUGCUGAACACCCUGUCAUUGUUUUUCUAAACUGUAUUCGCACUAUCGUUACUACUUUUAUUAUUGUGCCCCCUUUGUUGUUCAUCUUAGUUUCAACUCGUGUUGACUUCACCCGAUUGUUUGAUAUCGGAUUGUGAUGCUUCUCAAUGAAUUCAUUGUACAAGUGUGUGGAUGCUGUUUGUGAAAUCCGUAAUUUCCUACCACAGAGCACAUCGAGUUGUUUGCAGUGUACGGAGUAAUUUGCUUUGGUAAUUAACUAGUACUAACCACAUUCGGUGUUGAUUUACUGUGCCGUUAUUAAAAUAUGGACUGGUUAAUCCAAGGAAUGUUCUCAAUCGCACACUGAGACAUUCUAGUUUUUCUGAAUCCGAUGAACCAACGAAGUGUGAAUUACAAGAGGCUUUAUUGAAUGCAGUUGGUCAACUGGAUCGUUUAAGAAAACACCGUAUAAAUCAAAAAACACGUAUUGAUAAAUUACAAGAACGAUUAGAUCAUAUGGGUACUGAACUGGAUUCCAGUGUAGAUACUAUUCGUCAUCAUCAAAGAAAUUAUGAAGCACAGAAACGUAGAACUACUAUGGAGAUUACUCAUUUACGUAAUCAAUUAGCUAAAGCAACUGCUUUAUUAGAACAGUUGAAAUUAUUCUUCAGUAAAACAAAUGUGAACACUAGUUCUUUGGACCACAAUAUGCGAGGUUUGUGCUUUAUAAGAUUUAAAUGUGUUGUAAUUUGUUUGUGUCUAGUGACUGAUUUGAUCUCACGCCUAUCUGUCUCUUGCUUUUCAAUUGUUAGUUUAUUGUGUUAAUCUCUUAUCGUUAGUUUAAUGAUAUGAAACGUUUAUUAUAGUGUUUCCUUACCGACAGAUAAGUAAUCUAAGUUGUGUCGUCUUACUCAUAAGAGAGCUUGUAUUCUUCUGUGUGUUUUUGUAAUAAUUUUGUCAAGUUUAUUCUUUUACACUAAUGAUUCCUCCGUCACGCGUUUUAUUAACUCUUUUUAUUUGAGCAUUUUGAAAUUAUUGCUUACUGGAACUGUCCCAGUGCGUUGAUGUGACACACUUAGGGGUUAAAGCAAGGAAUAAAAGAAACUGAAUAACUAUAUGUUACUCCAUGUAUUGGGUUUUAAGUCAUGCACUAUAGACACUCACGAAAUUGUGUUUCGAUAUACAGUUGCAGAUGUAUUUAAAUACAACCAUAUGUAAUUUCUGAAAAACCAAUUAUUAUGUAAAUUCGACGAGAUGAUAAUAUUUUGUAUUUCAAACAAUGCGUUGUAGUACUCAAUAAAUGAUCUAUCAACAGUUUGUAUUUGCUAAUGCGAUCACCUCUUUUGAUCUUAAUUAUUUGGACAAAUAUAUUGGCUGAUUAAGCUGAGAAUUCGCUUGGAAGUUCAGACGUAUGUUGUGAUUGAGAAUUUACUAAGAAAUGUACACACAAAUAAUGAACUGCAAGAUGUAGAUACUUUAAGUAUCGACGAUUUAAAACUGAGAUUAUCUAUUGCUCAAAAUGAGCUUACUCAAUUGCGAUUAGAUAUGGCACGUCAAAGAGAAGAUGAUGAUCGUGAGGCAUCAAGACUUCGGGGUCAGUUAGCUGAAGCAAAUUCAAAUGCAAGAGCUUUACGGAUGCAGUUAAAUCGCCUUAUACCACAAAGCAUUUCUUCAAGCAAACUUAAUAGUUUGGUGAAUACAAACUCAUCCGAUUCCUCAAGCUGUACAAAUUGUCAAAAACUUCAACGUCUCAACGAUGUUUUACAACGUAAACAAUCUAAAAUGAACCCGUUUCCUGAUUUAAUCGAUCAUCAAGGGAAUAUAAUAAAUCAUCAGAAUUUUGUUUGUGAGGACAGUGCCUUUAAGAAGAAAGCAAUACACAAGCCACACUUUAUGAACAGUUUCGUUCAAACAGAUUUGUUGAAUGAUAUUCCCGCAACUGAUUUUAUCCAAAAGGUUGAUGUAGCUAUUGACCCUAUUGGUGGAUACGAUAACAUCUCACCACAUCUCCCGGUUGAAAAUUGUAAAUAUGUUCAAACGGAACCAUUCAUCAUAGGCAAUGACAUAACUUCAUGCGAAACUUCUUCAUCUGGUGUAAUUUUGGUUGAUGGAAGUUUAAAACAUGGUAGUGUAAACGAACCAAGCAACCUAAGUGAGGUUCAGUUAAAUAACCUUCAUGUAUCCAAUAAAUCGACACCAGUAUCAUUAAUGGAAAACGACAAUGAAGCCGCAAUAAAUAGUUAUCGAAAUUCAAUGCUUCAUUCAAUUGGUGAAUUAAAGCAUGAUAACUUGGUUAACCCGAGCCAAAGUGUUAAUGAAGAUUCGUUACAUUCUCAGUUGUUACAGCGAAUAAAAGUAGCUGAGGAGGAAGCGAUUAUGGCUAUGGAUCAGUUGAAGGCAAGUAAUGCAGAGUUUCUUACUUUAAAAGAACGCUUAUGUCAUGCAACUGUAGAACGUGCACAUUUAAAAGCAACCAUUGAAGGAUUGGAUGAACAGGUCGCGUUACUUGAAGACUCUUUGUAUGAGCGUACACAGGAACUUCGUAGAAGUCAAAUACUUCUUGGGAAAUAUUGUCCAACAUCUCAAAAGCCUGUGACAUCAUAUUCUGUUGGACCUGAAGUACCGACAUCGGAAAUAUUUAUUAAAAUACAUGAACCAAACAAUAAUUAUACAGGCGAAUCAGCAGUUGUUAAUUUGAGAGGUGUUGUUCAAUCUUUUGAACCUACAGAAUCAUUUCUACGUUCUGUUCCCAUCAGAUUUAAGUCGUUACAUCAAUUAAUUAACCUAAAGGAUUGGCUAUCUGUUUUAUUGAAGCAGUUGGUUGUACGUAGUCAACAACUAACACCCGGAAUGUCUAGUGGUAUAAGAUUUACUUCAUUUCGUCUGCGAAGUCAACCUAGACCUAAAGCAAUGUUUAUAUUCUUGACUUAUUUCUUUUUUGUACAUCUAAUGCUAUUACAUUGUUGGUUAUUGUAAGUAUCUUUGUAUUUUCUUCCUCUUUCUAUCACUAUUCUCUAUUUCUCUGUACAAUAUUUCGCUUGAUGUAUUAUUUUUAGUUCUGGUCUUUCUGAUUAUUUACUGUGAAUUCUUUUUGUCAAUAGCCAUUAUGAUAUGUCUCUACUUUCUUCCUAUUCUUCAUGAUUUGAUGUUACUAUUUUAUUUUUCUGCAAACCUGUGUUAAUUUUCUUAUUUAUGGCAAAUGAAUUUCUCGAUAAAAUAAAAUACAUACUUAUAAACAUACUUGUAGUUUGUCUUUUCACUUGCUUUCCUGAUGAAUUUGUGUAUGCAUAUUAUUUAUAAGACAUAUGUCUAUUCGACUCGUCAUGUGUGCAUUUAGCAUAAGAUUGGUGUUUUCGUAAUGGGUUUACACACCGAAUCAUUAGCGAUGAAUAAGGUUAUUAAAAUGGCAUGUUCGCUCCAGUUGAUGUUGCCGUAGUCCUUAUAAUAAUGUUUUAUGUUUUAUACCAAGCGAUCUGAAAAUAUCAAUAAUUACUGAUUUUUAAUUGUUUGCAGAAUGAAGGAUUAGAGAUCAAGCUUGAGCAGUUGAUUAGGUAAUCUUCGUGUGAAUACAGUUUCGUCAUAUUUUGGUAAAUUGCCGUAAUACGUAACAUGUAUUGUGUUAUACCGUAUAAUGAAGGAGUUGUAAUUUCUAUUAUUUGUAUAAGCUAAUCGGCGGCCUGCUUGAAUAUCUGGGCUACCUGUUCCCUCCCAUCUAGAUAUUUCGUCAAGUUAUCCGUUUUCGUGCGCGUUUACGAAAAGUUUACAACCUUUCGCUGUACGGAUUACAAAAAGGUACAACCAGAGACAUCAUGGUGGCUUGUAAUAUGCUUUGAAACGAAUGAACAUUAUUCAGAUGUCGAUUAUCGAACUCCUAACAUCUAAUUGGCCAGCACUCAAUAUUUAUCGUCAGGAUCGAUCAAGAUAUAAGCAAAAGAAACUUGUUAAAAUACUUUAUGCUGAGAAUUCAAUAGUGUACCACAAAUAUAAUGUUGAAUAAAGCAUAUAAUAAUAAUAAUAAUAGCUAAAAAAUUGCUGGACUGCUAAUUAGAUAUUAUCAUUGUAGUUUAGUGGUUUGUGGUAAG
This is a messenger RNA of Schistosoma spindalis, 4667 nucleotides long. Lineage: Eukaryota; Metazoa; Platyhelminthes; Trematoda; Strigeidida; Schistosomatidae. The record is from the annotation of a GenBank genome assembly.